AUGUACGUUAUCGGAGUUUCCCCAUCGAUUGGAGCUAUGGAAAGGUUUCUUAAUACCCACUGGAGGUUUGUAGAUAAACCACAGAUAUUUUACCACAAUGACGAUUACUUCCUGAUCAAAUUCAGCAAUAUGGAUGAACGAAAUGAAGUAUUGUAUUCUGGCCCUCACACGAUUAAUAGUAGACCUGUGAUAAUGAAACCAUGGGCUCCAGAUUUCAACUUGUAUGAGGAAGUAUUGAGCACUGUUCCAUUGUGGAUCAUGCUACCAAAUUUUCCUUUGAACUGCUGGACAAUGAAAUGUUUAAGCAAAGUUGGCAGUGCACUAGGAAACCCCCUCUAUGCAGAUGAUUGCGCAACAUCGUCCGCUAGAAUCUCAUAUGCUAGGUUGCUUGUCGAGAUUGAUGUUACCAGACCUUUUCCUAGGAGUGUCAAAGUGCAGGACCCUUGUGGAAGAGUAUUUGAGCAGGUAAUUGAAUAUGAAUGGGAGCCCGAGUAUUGCACAACAUGUCUUCAAGUUGGCCAUAAUUGUAACCAUGAACCAGCUCAAAAACGACCAAUUCAACCAGCUCCAAGGAGGACUAUAAGGCCUAAGCAAAUCUGGAGGAGCAGGGAAAAUACAUGUGCAUUAAAUAUUCCCAAAGGAACUACUGUCCAACCUACGAACAAAGAGGGCGAACUAAAAAUAGGUGAAGGCAACAACAAAGUACUAACAAAUGAGCAUCAGAAGGAAGAUGGAUGGCAAGUAGUAAGAGGCAAAUCAACAAUUAAGAAUCCCAGGGAGGAGAGUUGCUUAGAUACAACCAAUGGGUUUAAACCUCUAAGCGAUCAAAUGAGCAGUAAUGCAGAGCCAGUGCUUACAGAGCAAAUCCAGAGUAAUGCUAGUAUGAAAGCAAGAUGUGGUAACAAAGGGAACGAGGCAGCCAAAAUCUCUCAACCUAACCAAGCAUGA
Messenger RNA from Nicotiana attenuata, 948 nucleotides. RefSeq lists its product as uncharacterized. The transcript has a single exon. NCBI's taxonomy places the organism in Eukaryota, Viridiplantae, Streptophyta, Magnoliopsida, Solanales, Solanaceae. The record is from RefSeq and is a predicted model, not a curated record. The coding region runs from base 1 to 948 and encodes 315 amino acids.